AUGAAUACCCGCCAAGUCAUCGAUGAGUCCGUCGGACCAUAUUCGUUAUCGGUUACCUUCAACCAUGACAGCAGCUGCUUCUCAGUCGGCUUAGAAACUGGAUUUUGUGACCUCAAUGCAGGUAUCGGCAUUGUCGAAAUGCUCGGACAAACGAACUACAUCGCCAUGGUGGGUGGUGGGCGAAACCCCAAAUUCCCGCAGAACAAGCUUGUGAUCUGGGAUGAUCUCAAACUAAAGCCUACUCUCCAACUCGAAUUCCGUACCUCUGUUCUUGGUGUCCGCCUCUCUAGAACCAGAAUCGUCGUUGCUCUCUUGAAUAGUAUCCACUUAUAUCCGUUUUCAACUAGCAAACAAAAGCUGGGCUUCUAUGAGACAUCCGACAAUCAUAUGGGUCUGGCUUGUCUAGGUGAAAAGCUGCUUGUCUUUCCUGGCCGGUCCCCGGGACAGGUGCAGUUGAUAGAGUUGGAAACGGGGAAUAUUAGUAUUAUCCCAGCACAUAGCUCUUCACUACGGGCAAUGGCACUGAGUCCAGAUGGCGAGGUUCUCGCUACAGCAAGCGAAGCUGGCACUUUGAUCCGAAUCUUCUCAACUGCAAACUGUACGAAGCUGGCAGAGCUGCGCCGUGGAGUUGACCAUGCAGUAAUAUUCUCUCUAUCUUUUUCACCAUCUAACACUCUCUUGGCCGUAACCUCGGACAAAUCUACUUUACAUAUUUUUGAUGUACCCCAUCCCAGCCACAGUGGGCGUCACAGCCAGUCCCCAGCUUCAGGGACAGAGAAUGGUAAUCGGACAUGGGGCAUUCUUGGAAGAUUGCCACUUUUGCCACGAGUCUUUUCAGAUACGUAUUCAUUGGCCAGUGCACAUUUUGAGAUGGGCGAUGAGCCUAUCCCGGGAUCCCCAUCUAUGCUCAACCAUGGCUUAUCACUAGGCCGGCCUCCCAAAGGCAUCAUUGGCUGGCAGGAUGACCAGACUCUAAUGGUGAUUGGGUCUGGAAGGGAAGCCCGCUGGGAGAAAUUCAUACUCCGAGACGGGGAGGAUGGAAGACGACAUUGUAUGCGGGAUGGUUGGAAACGGUAUCUCAGCGGCUGA
Penicillium malachiteum is the source of this 1089-nucleotide messenger RNA. RefSeq names its product phosphatidylinositol-3,5-bisphosphate binding protein HSV2. Lineage: Eukaryota; Fungi; Ascomycota; Eurotiomycetes; Eurotiales; Aspergillaceae. Gene Ontology annotation, biological process: protein localization to phagophore assembly site; nucleophagy; autophagy of mitochondrion. Gene Ontology annotation, cellular component: cytosol; extrinsic component of membrane; phagophore assembly site membrane. Gene Ontology annotation, molecular function: phosphatidylinositol-3,5-bisphosphate binding; protein binding; phosphatidylinositol-3-phosphate binding. The coding region runs from base 1 to 1089 and encodes 362 amino acids. The record is from RefSeq and is a predicted model, not a curated record. The transcript is spliced from 4 exons.